This is a messenger RNA of Tetranychus urticae (two-spotted spider mite), 2716 nucleotides long. RefSeq lists its product as uncharacterized. NCBI's taxonomy places the organism in Eukaryota, Metazoa, Arthropoda, Arachnida, Trombidiformes, Tetranychidae. The record is from RefSeq and is a predicted model, not a curated record.
AAAUCGAUAUUCAAGUUCGAAAAGUCAUAUUUGUUCAUGUUUUUUACAUCGUUACUAUUUGUUAAUCAUGGCUGUUGGUUUGUUAACACCAUAUCAUUUAUAAUUUUGAAAUAUCUAAAUAAAUUAUGUUAUUCAGUUGCCUGGUUUGUAGUCAAAUUGAACAAAAUGGAACAAAAUUGAACAAAAUUUAAGUGUUUUCGGAUUCUUUGAAACCUCUGCAAAAUCAUCAUCCUUAUUUUGACAAUAAUUUAAUCACUUCAAUAUCUAAUCUUGGUCUUCUCUUCAUUGAAUAAUUAAUUGAUAAACAGUGUCACUGUCCAUUUAAUGUCUAUCCUCAACAUUAAUAAUAAUAAAGAGGAGUUCCACUAUGCUAACUGUACCUUCAUAUGUUGACUUUACACCAUAACGCCGGUUUCCUAAUUUUCCAAGCAACAAAUCGCCAACAGACCGUUUACCAAUAUUUACCAGAUAUUUUCCCGGAGUUUGAUUUCUAUCCAGUAUUCCACGAUAUUCCUGAUGUUCUGUUUAUUAUUAAAUCUUCGUUAUCUCAUCUGGUUUAUCUAUCUUUUCUCACAGCUCAGUUAUCACUUAGUUGCUAACACAACAAUCAACCUACAUAACUCAUUUAUACCACUCCUAUUAACAUAAUUACGUUGAUGGUGAUCAUUUGAUCUUGUACACUAUCGUUUAUGCUAGAAAGAAAAGCUGGUUUGUUUAUAUUUUUUAUGUUCACAUGGGUAGAAAGAAGCUAUCAACUCUUUUUAGUAUAGUAUGUUUACUUUUGACUGGAGUUCUGCUCAUUACUAACAUUUCCAUUGAUGAUGUUGUUACACAUGUUAUUAAGAAAAGCCUCUGUUAUCCUCGGAUGGUCAGCAAUACCGAUGAAUAUGAUCAUGGGAAUUCUUCAAAUCCUGGAUGUAUAUUACCUGAAAUUGAUCCAUUUGAUCCCGCAAUAUUGCCUUACAUCCACAACGUAUCUCUUCACUGUAAGCAAUCACCUCAGUUAACUGUUAUAAACUCAGAUGAUCGUUUGGUCAUCCAGAUUCCAGAUAAUACUCAAGAGAGUGUUGAUUGUUAUUACUCAUGGGUAUAUCGAGCUAAAUCUGAUGGCGCAGUUUCUUAUGGUCCUGUGAAUGUGAUCCCUUCAACCGGUGGUGUUCAAUUUGAUAGCGAUGCAAAUGUUGUAAACACUAGCUGUAUCAAUCAAAAAACAAAACAAAUUAUCUAUCGCAAUAUUCAUUUCCAUAUUCCUACAUUCAAACAACCAUCAGUAACCAAUUAUCAAGCAAAUCCAUCCGUUAUUAUUUUAGUGAUUGAAUCUCUGAGUCGCCUAAGCUUCCAAAGGUUUAUGUCUUCCACUAAUCAAGCGAUGAACGAUAUUGGUAAUUUUCAACAUCUCAGAAGUUUAAAUCGUGUCGAAGAAAACUCUUUCCCUAAUUCAAUGGCUUUGCUUGCUGGAAUGGCAAUCACAGAUGAUCUAGCUUCAUCAUAUUAUGGAAUUCACUGGGAUAAUAAAUUACCUUUCAUUUGGAAUACCUUCAAGGCAUCCGGAUAUGUGACAAGUUUCUUAGAGGAUCAACCAAUGGCUGGUCUGUUCUCAUAUUACAAUCGAGGUUUUCUCGAUCGUCCAACAGAUUUUUAUCCAGUUGAAUUUUGGUCUCAUAUGUACCCAGAAGGAACUGCACACAUGUACGAUCUCUUAGUGAAUCCUAUUAACUAUUGUUUUGAGAAAGUUGGAAGCAAAGUGGAACUUUUUUUAUCAAUGUGUUCCAAAUUUGUCGAAGAUGUGAUCAAUCGCCAACGGAAUCCUUAUUUUUUAUACGCCUUUUACAGUCAAAUGACCCAUGAAGAUUUCAAUAAUUUCCAAUUAGUAGAUCAACCCGUGGCUCAAUUUCUUCUUUCUUUGUCACCUUCAGUGUUGGAUAAUUCAAUUAUUAUUGUUAUGGGCGAUCAUGGGCCUAGAGUUGGAAAUGUUACUAAAUCUUUAGGUGAUCCAACAAAUAGCCCAUAUGCUCGAGUAGAAGGAAGUCUUCCAUUUUUUGCUAUGAGAAUCCCAGACUCUUUGGACUCAAAAUAUCCUCACUUGAGGAAAUAUCUUUCUUUAAAUGAAGAUCGACUGUCAAGUUGGUUUGAUAUGCAUCAGAUAUUGCUAGACACAGCUCAAGGUCAUUUCAAACCCAUUGGAACUCGCAAAGAAACUCCAGUUGCUUAUUCAAUUUUUCGUGAAGAAAUUCCUAUCAGUCGGACCUGUGAAGAUGCCAACAUCAGUCCAGUUUACUGUGCCUGUAAUGGCAGAGUUGGAAUCAAUCCCACCUUGAAAAGUUUUCACAUUGACGCAGCCAAAGGUUUAGUUAAUGAAUUGAGAACCAUUUUCCACAAAAACAAAUGUCGAUCAAGGAUAACCUUUGAAAAAAUAUUGUCAGGAGAGUUCUUCUAUCCACGAUCAAAUGAAACCUGGUCUACUUACGAAAGAGCAAAUUUAACAAUAAAAGUUAAACCAAGUCAAGCUGUGAUCACUGGAAUGGUGUAUCGAUCAAGAGAUUCAACCGAUUAUCGUUGGAGUCCUUGGAAGUUUUACGAUCCAACAAACAAAUUGAAUUCAGCAGAAUACACAAAGUAUCUCACAAAAUUACUUUGCGUUAAUCAUGUCCUGAAAAAUGUAAAUGUUGCCAUUAUUUAAAUCUAUUAAUAAUAUUAAACACUCAAUCAAAAUAAA